Chelonus insularis is the source of this 2069-nucleotide messenger RNA. RefSeq names its product transcription initiation factor TFIID subunit 6-like. Gene Ontology annotation, biological process: RNA polymerase II preinitiation complex assembly; transcription initiation at RNA polymerase II promoter. The transcript has 6 exons. NCBI's taxonomy places the organism in Eukaryota, Metazoa, Arthropoda, Insecta, Hymenoptera, Braconidae. Bases 146 to 2038 code for a protein of 630 amino acids. The record is from RefSeq and is a predicted model, not a curated record. Gene Ontology annotation, molecular function: RNA polymerase II general transcription initiation factor activity; transcription coactivator activity; protein heterodimerization activity. Gene Ontology annotation, cellular component: transcription factor TFIID complex; SAGA complex; SLIK (SAGA-like) complex.
CGGCCAUUUUGAGAACUUAGAGAGUACCUCACAUGCGAUUGUUUUGAUAGAAUCUUGUUGAUGUUUAUAAAAAAAUGUAUAAUUAGCGAUAAAGUAAAAAAGAAAUAUUUAUAAAUAAUCAGUAGAUAAUAAAAUAAUUGCAAUAAUGAGUGAAAACGAUUCAAUUUACGGCACUACAUUGUCUCAGGAGUCGAUGAAAGUCAUUGCUGAGAGCAUCGGUGUUGGCAAUCUUCCUGAUGAAGCAGCUAAAGAUCUUGCUGAAGAUGUUAGUUAUAGACUUAAAGAAAUAAUUCAGGAUGCAGCAAAAUUCAUGAGACAUGGUAAAAGACAAAGAUUAACUACCCACGAUAUAGACCAUGCUCUGAAAGUGAAAAAUAUCGAGCCCACUUAUGGCUUUUUCUCGAAAGAUCACAUCCCGUUCAGGUUUGCCUCAGGCGGAGGAAGAGAAUUGCAUUUUGUUGAAGAGAAAGAGAUAGAUUUGAAUGAUUUAAUAUCAAUGGCUGGUGGUCCAUCUUGGCCAAAACUACCUCUGGAUAUUUCUCUAAGAGCUCAUUGGUUGUGUAUUGAUGGAGUUCAACCAACCAUACCUGAAAAUCCACCUCCAGUGUCCAAAGACGUUCAAAAGCUCGAAAGUGUAGAUCCAACAGCAAAAUUGACAUCAAAAACAAGCAAUGUCGCCGUAGGAAAGCCUGGAGCUGGUGGAAAAAGUCAAAAACUUCGAAAUGUUGAAACAGUUCAUGUUAAACAACUCGCGACCCAUGAACUAAGUGUUGAACAACAGCUUUAUUAUAAAGAAAUCACUGAAGCUUGUGUUGGUUCCGAUGAAGGUCGACGAGCUGAAGCACUUCAAUCUUUAGCAGCAGACCCUGGACUUCAUGAAAUGUUAGCAAGAAUGUGUACCUUCAUUGCUGAAGGAGUGCGUGUGAAUGUAGUGCAAAAAAAUUUAGCAUUAUUAAUAUACUUGAUGAGAAUGGUCAAAGCUCUUCUAGAUAACCCAAGUUUAUACUUAGAAAAAUAUCUACACGAGUUGAUUCCAUCGAUUAUUACGUGCAUUGUAUCGAAGCAGCUUUGUAUGAGGCCAGAGUAUGAUAAUCAUUGGGCAUUGAGAGAUUUUGGGUCCAAAUUAAUGAGCCAGAUAUGUCGAAAUUUCAAUACUUCUACUAAUAACGUGCAAACGAGAGUUACGAGGAUGUUUAACCAUGCUUUAACGAAGCAUAAUCAAACUCCUUUGGCAACUCUCUACGGAGCAAUAUGUGGAUUAUGUGAGUUGGGACCCGAAGUUAUCAAAGCCUUAGUAAUACCAAAAAUAAAGUCUAUUUCUGAAAGAAUAGAAAGUUGCGUUGAAGACCCAACACUUUCGAAUGUUGAUAAAAAUGCAGCUGGUCAUAUUAAAGCUGUUUUAGUGAGAGCAGUAGCGCCAGUUCUAAAAAUGAUAAGAUCACCGCCAGAUUUUGUAGAAGAAUACAAAUUAGACUAUGGAUACAUUGGACCAACAUUGUGUUCUGCAGUAGCGAAAGCACGUAGUCAAUCAGCUUCCACAAAUGUAUCAACCACUUCGAAUUUGACAACAACUCAACAACAAGGACCAGUUACCACUAGUAAUCGAGGCCUUGUACAAAAUGAACAUAUUCCAGUAAUUAACACGAACACAAGUCAGCAACGUACUAUUGUCGUUGGUACGAAUCGGAAUACAAGUGUUGCUUCAACCGGAGGAGGACAGAAAUUUGUUAUUUUACAAUCAAGAUCACAAACUCCAACUUCUCAAACGACUUCUGCCAUUCAACAGCAGACCACUCAAUCACAACAACAACAAGUUCAGCCACAGCAGAUCAAAGUUGUCACUAAUAAUCCAAAUAUUCAAAAAACUCAAGUUCAGAGUAAUUCAUCUAAGUUGGUCGUUGUUUGUAUGGCUAAUACUAGUCAUGCUAAUACAACAUCUGUCGCUCAAGUUACUACUAUUAAUCCUAAAACAAAUGUUUUAAUAAAUCCAUCGAAUACUGAGAGACCGUUAAGUCCUCAUGAUGAAGCAUUUUUGUAAUUUUAUUAUUAAAAUUAUCAUGAAAAAAGUA